This is a messenger RNA of Parnassius apollo (apollo), 1494 nucleotides long. Lineage: Eukaryota; Metazoa; Arthropoda; Insecta; Lepidoptera; Papilionidae. The record is from the annotation of a GenBank genome assembly.
AUGUCGGGCACCCGGCCGUCCACAGUGAUGUGCGAACUAACAUUAGUGUACGAAGGCAGAAAGAACCUCUACAACAAUGAACAUGUAGCCAUAAAGAUGGAGCCUAUGAAAUCCAAGGCUCCGCAAUUACACCUAGAGUACAGAUUUUACAAGUUACUAGGCACGCACGCUCCUUCCACAGCGGAAGGGAUCCCCGAGGUGUAUUACUUCGGGCCGUGCGGUAAAUACAAUGCACUGGUGAUGGAACUACUGGGCCCGUCGCUCGAGGACCUGUUCGAUCUGUGCGGGCGACGCUUCUCUCUAAAGACUGUCCUAAUGAUCGCCAUGCAGCUCCUUCAUCGUAUCGAGUAUGUCCACACAAGACACCUCAUAUAUCGGGACGUAAAGCCGGAGAAUUUUUUAAUAGGUAGAGCAUCGACUAAAAGGGAAAAAAUCAUUCACAUCAUUGAUUUCGGUUUGGCCAAAGAAUAUAUAGACUUAGAGACAAACAAACAUAUCCCAUAUCGGGAGCACAAGUCGCUCACCGGGACUGCCAGAUACAUGUCAAUAAACACACAUUUAGGCAAAGAGCAAUCGAGACGCGACGAUCUAGAAGCUCUCGGGCACAUGUUUAUGUAUUUUUUACGUGGUUCCUUACCCUGGCAGGGUUUAAAAGCAGACACACUUAAAGAACGAUACCAAAAAAUCGGCGAUACCAAACGGGCAACACCAAUCGAGGUACUUUGUGAAGGUCAUCCAGAGGAACUGGCGACGUAUUUACGAUACGUCCGCCGGCUGGACUUUUUCGAAACGCCCGAUUACGACCAGUUAAGACGUAUGUUCCGCGAUCUUUUCGAGAGGCGUGGCUACGUCGACGACGGCGAGUUCGACUGGACCGGCAAAACGAUGUCUACACCAGUGGGCUCCAUUCAGACAGGCCACGAAGUCGUCGUCUCGCCCAACCGCGACAGACAUCAGCCCUUUCACAAGGGGGCUGUAAAAGACACUGGUACGGGUGGAACGGCGAACACGGGCGGCAAUUGGCCCCACAGCGGUAAAGCUACGCCCUUGACUACAGGACAUCUGACGCCCGCCGAUAGGCACGGAUCUGUUCAGCUAUUGAAGAAUAAGCAUUUUCGGUAUGUGAAAUUUCCCGGAUCUGUGUCCACGGUCAGUUGUGAACAUUUUGCGACAAUCCUUGUUGUGGCUGUCUGCAUGCCGCUUGAUGCUUUCCUUAAUCGCAUUCACCUGCACACCCGCAGUUCAUUGAAUACUGUUGAAGCUCCAAAUUUGUCGAUGCCUACUGCCGCAGUCUUUAUUCUAAUAUUCAAGGUGGUGAGUUCUACGAAUGGUGAACUGGGAGCAGACGAUCCCACUGCGGGUCACAGCAAUACCCCUAUCACGCAACCGCACCACGAGGUGGACGUGGUCGACGACACCAAGUCAGUGUUUCAACUAUGCUGCUGUUUCUUCAAGCGCAAAAAGAAGAAAUGCGCGGCGCGUGCGGGCAAGUGA